Messenger RNA from Linum tenue, 3361 nucleotides. Lineage: Eukaryota; Viridiplantae; Streptophyta; Magnoliopsida; Malpighiales; Linaceae. The record is from the annotation of a GenBank genome assembly.
GCCUGAUCAAGAAUACCUCGCACAAUAUUGGACAUACCAUGCCACUAACUCAAAAUGGAACAAAGAAGCAAUUAUCUAUGUCUGGGCCUAGACUGAAUAAGAUGGCCUCCAUUUUUGCAACCCAAUUUGUUGGGUUUUGAAAAUGGGCUGUGACCUAAUGAAGAGGCCCAAUAUAAGGGGGAGUGAGAUGGCCUUAGUGGCAUCAGGAGGGUUUGGAACGAAAAACCCAUUGUCCUCCCUUGAGUCCCUUCCUUUCCUCUGGCGCCGCAGCCUCCUUUUCUUUCUUUCUCCUUUUUUUCAAUAAUCUCUUCUCUUCGUACCCCAACCGAUCAAAGCACCCAAUAACGGAGCAAAGAUCCGCGACGAUGGUGAUGACGAAGGGACGAUGGCGAGACUGUGCAGCGACAGGAGGGAAGACUUGACGGCGGGAAGGAACGGCGACGACGGCCGUGACUGGGCGACAUCGACGGUGAUACGGAAAUGAAGGCGGGGAAGACGAACGCCGCGGCUGACUCAUGGCGACGACGGCGGUGAUAACGACGAGCUGGGUGGAUGAUUCAAAUUGACGGAUCUAUUACUUCCACCGCCUCCCUCUUAUAAAUCGCCUCUGCUCUUUUCCCGCGGGAGUUCUGGUUUGGGCGCCGGUGCCGCUUGAUUUACGACGUCGGCUUGAUUUGGAGCUUGCAGGAGGUCCGGUGGUGAGCGCCGUGGUGACACAACAGCCGACCAGAGAAUGGUACUAUGGCGCGGCAAUGAUGGCUGCACUUGAUGGCGGUGGUAGCGGAGGCAGGGGUGGCCUGGCGAUUGGUGGGUUACGGAAUCCAUUGACUGAUCGACGGCGGUUGUACUGAUGGCGGCGACUGGUGUGAGGAUCCAUGGCAAUGGCUUGUUCCAGUGCUUCUGCCACUGCUGUAGAAGCUAGAAUCCUCCUCUGGAUUUGAUUGCGGAAGCUUGAGAUAAUGGUGACGAGAAUGGUGACUCGAAUGAUGGCGUUAGAUUGGAGAUGAGCAGCCUGGAGAAUGCUCACUCAUGACUGGAAGCUUGGCCACACGACUGUUAAUGGUAACUUGGUUUUUUUGCCGCUGUUCAAUGACCAAGGAACACUGAAGAUGCUCACGUCCUCCACUUUGUAGAGUCUUCACUGCUAUGGAUAGCUCUCUAAUAGAUUGUUAUCGGCGAGCGAGAGGCUGACAGCAAAGCGGCGUUGGAAGGGUCGGAAGAUUAAAGAAGGAGAUGGUGGCGAUACAGCUUGGGCUUGCCCCUGCCAGUUACUGCUACCCUUCCAUUCUCUUUCUUCCUCGAUUCCGCUUCUUAAAACGAAGACGGUUUGCUGUUGUUGCCAUGAGCAAUGAUCCUAUCACUGAGUGGAUUCUGUCGGAAGGGAAGGCGACGCAGAUUACAAGGAUUAGCCCCAUUGGAGGUGGCUGCAUAAAUCGUGCUAAUCGUUAUGAAACUGAUGCUGGUCCUUUCUUUGUUAAGACAAACAGGAGCAUUGGACCGUCCAUGUUCGAAGGGGAGGCUCUUGGUCUUGGUGCUAUGUACGAAACUGAAACAAUCCGUGUUCCGAGGCCAUUCAAGGUUGGAGCUCUGCCUACUGGUGGAUCAUACAUAAUCAUGGAAUACAUUGAAUUUGGUGCAGCUAGAUCUAACCAGUCUGAGUUAGGGAGGAAGCUUGCUGAAAUGCAUAAAGCCGGGAAAUCAGCAAAAGGCUUUGGCUUUGACGUGGACAAUACAAUUGGCAGUACUCCACAGAUAAACACAUGGACUUCGGAUUGGAUCGAGUUCUACGGAGAGCACAGAUUGGGAUAUCAACUGAAGUUGGCAUCAGAUCAGUAUGGUGAUUCAACCAUAUAUCAGAAAGGGCAAAGACUGGUGAAGAACAUGGCAGCCCUGUUUGAGAACAUUGUGAUAGAGCCAUGCCUGCUUCAUGGAGACUUGUGGAGUGGGAACAUCAGUUCAGACAAGAGCGGGGAGCCAGUUAUACUUGACCCUGCAUGCUAUUACGGACAUAGUGAAGCAGAAUUUGGAAUGUCAUGGUGUGCGGGUUUCGGAGGGGCAUUCUACAAUGCUUACUUCGAGGUGACGCCGAAGCAAGCAGGGUUUGAGAAAAGGAGGGAUUUGUACAUGCUCUACCAUUACCUGAAUCAUUAUAAUCUCUUUGGUUCUGGAUACCGCUCCUCUGCCAUGUCCAUCAUAGAUGACUACCUCCGCUUGCUAAAUGUAUAGGCACAAAGAAACAAUCCUCCAUUGAGUCUAGUUUUCUGAACCAGAGAUGUACAGCUGUUUCAGUGUAUAAUAACAAAACCCAUGCCUCCAUGAUUACUAGCUCUCUGGUCUCAUGGUAAAUUUUAUUAAAGAGAAAAGGUCUGAGAAGUAGGAAGCAAUAGAGGAAGAAAACAGAGCAUUCACCAGAGCAGGUGAUCGACUGUUUCCUCUUCUCAACACCUCCUUGCUAAACUCCCAAUAAAUGAGCAGGUUGUCAAGCGUGAGAAUUUUCUUGAGUGAAGUGAGCCAAAUGAAAGUACAUACUUCAGUGGGGACGGUGUGCCUCCACAUUGAACCGGCAGGAAAGUCGUUGAUUCCUGAAAAUUUGUUUUUCGUGAUGGCCCUGUACGUACAACGAACAGAAAAUGGGUGAUCCAGGUUAGGUAGCUGAUUUGGGUCCAAAAGUACACAUUUUACCUCUCAUUUCUUAUUCGAUAUGUUUAGUAGAUCACCGUCCCUCGACCUAUUUUACGCUAGGUUGUGCUUGUUUUGUUACAUUUCAGGUCCUAGCACGUGAGGAAAGUUCCGGGACGAGUUUCGAGUCAUUCGGAGGUUAAAAUGAGCCAAAAAGUGGAGGUUAAGCCCUGUUCACGGGCUGGAGCUUCAGUUCACGGUCGCUAAGACUGUGAAGUGGAAGUCCAAACCGUGAAGUGACAAAUUUCCAGCACGGUUCUACAAAUUACUAGCAUCAAGUCAGUUCACGGUCUCUGGCCAACACGGCCAUGAACUGGGAACUUUCAACCAAAUAUGAAGACAACAGCGGAGAGAGAGAAAGGGGAGCUGGUUUUUGGAGAGGAAUUGGUUUCUUUCUCUAGGUUUUGAGCCCAAAACACCAAAGGGGAGUUCUAGUGAGAGAGAGAGAGAGAGAGCGCUCGAGUAAUCUUGGAGCUUAAUUGGAGGCUUGGGUUGAUCUUGAAGACAAGGAUUCAAGCCUAGAAGAAGAAGAAGAUAUUAGGCCCAAUUUGUAAUCUCUCUCUUCUCUCUCUAGAAACUCACCCUCUUCUCUUGGUUUAAGAAUCCUAGGCAUAGAUUUGGGUUUAAUGUUGAUGUAUGUGACAAACUCCAUGAUUGAUUGAUGAUUUUACUUAAUUUGGAU